AGGUACCGCAUACAUAAAUGCUGUUUUUUAUGGUCGUAAAGCAGACAGUGAUAAAGAUAAAGACGGUCCCAGUUCAAGUAUGUCGUCCAGCUCAAAUGGCUGCACGGUGCCAACAAAUACCCGUAAACAUAUUCUGCAAGUCUCAACGUAUCAGAUGUGUGUUUUAAUGCUUUUUAAUAAUCGUGAUGUAUUAACAUAUGAGGAUAUACAACAAGAGACAGAUAUCCCUGAACGGGAAUUGGUGC
This is a messenger RNA of Rhagoletis pomonella (apple maggot), 245 nucleotides long. Its product is annotated as cullin-3-A-like. The transcript has 2 exons. NCBI's taxonomy places the organism in Eukaryota, Metazoa, Arthropoda, Insecta, Diptera, Tephritidae. Gene Ontology annotation, biological process: protein ubiquitination; ubiquitin-dependent protein catabolic process. The annotation marks the transcript as partial. The record is from RefSeq and is a predicted model, not a curated record. Gene Ontology annotation, molecular function: ubiquitin protein ligase binding. Gene Ontology annotation, cellular component: Cul3-RING ubiquitin ligase complex.